Molecule: messenger RNA, 2524 nt
Organism: Erinaceus europaeus (western European hedgehog)
Lineage: Eukaryota; Metazoa; Chordata; Mammalia; Eulipotyphla; Erinaceidae
Gene: ICOS
Product: inducible T cell costimulator
Exons: 5
Coding region: 38-685 (215 amino acids)
Biological process (GO): T cell tolerance induction; T cell costimulation; cell-cell adhesion
Source: RefSeq, a predicted model, not a curated record
CAGGGAAGGAGUGUAUUUUUGUCUGUUUCUGGCAAACAUGAAGUCAAACCUUUGGUAUUUAUUUCUUGUCUUCUUCCAAGUUGAAGUUCUAACAGAAGAAAUCAUCAAUCAUUUCACCAAUCUCAAGAUGUUUGUAUAUCACAAUGGAGGAGUAAAAAUUUUAUGCGAACAUUCAGGGACUCUCCAUCAGUUUAAAAUGGAAUUGCUUAAAGAAGAACAGCAACAGCGACAGCAUGUGCUCUGUGACUUCACUCAGAUAAAGGGAAACGGCAGUGAGUCCACGAGUAAUACAACUCUCUGUGAAUCUCAGUUAUCUGAUAAUGGAGCCUCCUUUUUCCUAUAUCACCUGAACAGUUCUCAUGCGGGUUAUUACUUAUGCAGACUCUCAAUUUUUGAUCCGCCACCUUAUGUUGUCAAGAUUAUCAGCAAAGAGUAUUUGCAUGUUUAUGCAUCAAAACUUUGUUGCCACCAAAGAGAGUUCUGGUUGCCCAUUGGAUGUGCAGUUUUCACUGCCAUUUUCAUUUUGGGAUGUGUAUUUACAUGCUGGAUCUCAAAAAAGAAGUAUCAGUCCAGUGUGCAUGACCCUAACAGUGAAUACAUGUUCAUGGCAGCAGUGCCCACUCAUAAAAAACCAGGACUCACAGGUGUGACCUGUAAUUUGGGGCUCUCUGGUACUCAGGCAUGAACAAAGUCCUCCACUUGAACCCCAGUCCUCCACUUGAAGUGCAAGAUAUCUUCAUUUUCUGGACUACAGAGAGCCUGACUUGAUUUGACUAUGUACCUCUUUUGCUGGUGUUCCCUGCAACGUGGAUUAGUGAUUUUGUGAGUCAGUAGGGAUUUUACCAGACUGCUUCAACACUGUUGAAUUUUCUCAAAACAAACAUUCUUUUUCAGCUAGCUUUAUAGAAAGUCCAGCUCAUGUGUACUCAACAAAUAGACCUCACUGGGAUAGAAUCCCUGUCUUUACGUCUGCUUCUAGCAAUGCACUUGCCAGAAAAACAAACAUAUUCACAACUUUUUAAAAAAAAAGAUGCCAAGGAUACUGAAUCUGCAAAGCAAAUGGGCAGCUAAGCCCCAGCGUCUGUCUAUAUUUCACUAACAGACUACCUCUUCUUGUAGGAUGGACAUUUCAUUUGUUAUCAGACAGUAAAGGGAGAUGUUCAAAACUAUAUAUUUUUUAUUUCUAAGGUGUCAGUGUGUAACUAUGAUAUCCUAGCACCUGACUACAUAGAGCUUACUCUUCUAACUUUUGAAUCCCAACCACUCCAGCAAGAGGUUAGUUAGAUGCAUUAUUGUGCUCUUGGUUUUCUGUUUUAAAAUACUUCUUUCUCUGAAAUGAGAGCAUGUCUGCAUUACUCCCCUCAGUUGCUUAAAAAUAUGUAUAGUUGUAACCUAAUGAAUAUAGUUUGCCUAUGUCCCUCCCCAAAUUUCUUUCUCUUCCAAAAAGACCUAUUUAUCCAAAUUCAGGCAAAAUGGUUUACUUGUUGACAUUAGUAAUAAGAAACAUCAUCCUGAAUCAGAAGCAACUAAUUUUAAUGAUUCCAUUUCCUGCCAUUAUCAAUGUUUUUAUGGUGCUAUUAAUUUUACAGGAUAUAUUUUUCUUGUAGGAUAUUUUAAAAUUACAAGCAAACAAACAAAACUCCUUGUAGGGUUAAUCACUGUCCUGGGGAUAAAACCAACAAUUUAUGAGCAUAAUAAUUGCAGUUCCUGGAGACUAGAGGUCUCAUUUGAUCAAUUAAAUGAACUCCCAUCAGGCUGCAGUAUUCAUGCAUCUUUGGAUGGAAUUACAAGGGUUGAAAAACCCCGAGUCAAAGAUACUUAGAGAUCCUUGUCCCUGAAGUUACUCUGGUAACCACUGUGUGUCUGCUUGCAUCUAUGACUCAUGAAGAAGCCCAGAUGUAUCAAGGAUGGCCAGCAUAAGUUCUCCUUGAAUCCAUUCAGCCUCAAAACUGGCCAUGAACCUUCAAGACAGUCUUCUUUCAAAUAGGAUUUGCAAUAUGAUUAUUCUUAGUGGGAAUAUUUGCACCACUUCCCAUCUGUAUGCCUAAGGUUCCUGAAGCAGCCACUGUGUAUACCACUUUCUAAACUUUAGGUAAUUUUUUUUUUUUAGAAAUUUUAAAAUUUGUAGCUGUCUGCUUGUAGUUGACCUUAAAGGGAAUCAGACACCAUUAUGCAUACUUACAUUAUUUUAAGCAUGUGUGAUGAUGGAUGUGUACAGUACAGUACUGACUUUGUAAUUUGAACCAAGAGUGAUGUUCUCUGUUUCAGCUGUCUUACACAACCUAGCUGAACUUUCAGAGUGUAUUACCCUAAGUUGUUCACAGUUUCCAUGUGGGAUAGGGGUUGGGAGGACAGUCUUCAUGUGACCAAACUGGCCUAGUUGUCAAUUUUGUGUCGUGAGGCAUGCCCUCCUAGUACUGGACAUUUCAAAGUGAAUUAUUAAAGAAUACGAUUUCUGUGAAAUACCUGAUUUGAAGAGGAGCUACUUAUGAAGUGGAAUUCAGCAGUGGUAGGAUGGUAACCA